AUGGUCGAAUUCUUCUCAUUGCCACUACGCCCUCCCACCGACAAAGAUGAACGCCCCGACACCCUCCCCGUCGAGAUCGCCCAGAUCAACAACCAAUGGGGUUCAUUCCGCGAGGUGAACGAGGACGUCCUCCGUGCUGGGAUUACCAAACAGAAGAAACCGGAUGCGACGCCAUUGGAGGAAGCCGAAGAGGAGCCCACAGAGCUUGAUGCCACAGAGCGUCGCGAGCAGCUGUACAAGCGUCGCCUCGAGAUCACCCAAUUCGCAGUAAAAGCACAUCAAGAGACCAUGCUCGCACUUGACUUCAUCUCCUUGCUCUUAUCGAAACACUCGCCGCGCCAAGCAGAGACCUCCAUGUCACCUCUACUAAAACAGCUUGCGCCUCUCGGUUCUCUCGGCUCGGAUCUCGUCAAUGCGCCACCAAGAACCGAGGCAACCCUCAAAGAUAUCGCAACCGUGUCCCGCGGAUGGCGCAUGCAGAGCUUCAAUGCCGUUUCAAAUAAGUUACUGAAUGCUGCCACGCGGCUUAACCGUGAAAUUGACUCGGAGACCAAGUACUGGAAUGAAGUGAUUGCCGUGAAGGAUAAAGGAUGGAAAGUUUGCAGACAUCCGCGAGUCAGGCAAGCAUUGGCUGUGCGAUACGGCUUUAUAGAAGCGACUCCGGCUUUUCGCGAUCGAGGGCUCGCAUCCCUUCAGCGAUCAAACGACGGGAGUCUUGUGCUGGAUCAAGGACUCAUGCCCACGAGUGCCCGCUACGUCCGCGUUCAAGUCAAACAAGGGCAGCAAAAGUGGGCGAGCUCCAAACCGACGGGAACGAUAGCCAAUGAAUCAGAUCCUAUCGAAGCUCGAAUUCUUCAGGCGCGAGACUCGGUCUUUGAGGAGGAGCUGUUUCAUGAACUGGUCCGAGAAGCAAGAGCGCUGGCAUCAUGUGGCGUCACUACCCGCGAGAAUUUGAUCAGCAUACCAGUCGCUGACGAGACGGAGAUCAUGCUGGAUCUUGUGGACGUAGACGGCCAUGAUUCUCACUCUCAAGAGGCAUUUUUGCGAGAGAAUGACUCGAUCGCGGACGGCUUUGCUCAUGGAAUUCGGGUCAUGCUGUGUUUCGCCCACCGGCAAAACCUGCGCCGCCGGACACAGAUUCCGCGUCCACUGACCACAGCAAGACCGCCGAUUCCCGAAUAUCACCUCCUUCGGCCCGCCCUGGCAUACCUUCAGCAUAUGACAUUGGUCCGGUCGCUAGAAGCCUACUUCUCUGACAUUUACACUGUGCUGCGCUCCGCUGGCUUGGAUCUGCCUCCGUGGAAUCUGCAGACGUGCGUGGGCUGGCCCGUAGGAUCCGUAGGCAACUCAACCCAAAGUCUUGAGGCGCUCGUUGGGAAGUUCCUGCGUCCAGUAGAAUCGGUGUUCAGCGGGGACCUGCUCACCCCGCAUGGUUCAUUUUCGGUCACCAUUCGGACCAACUUCUCAGCUGUGCCACUCGGAAGCAUAUAUGAAGUCUCCUUCCAGCUGCCAACAGUCUCGCAUCUCAAGACCCCGAAUCGCGUUGGCUUGAGAGAAGAAGCCGAAGCAGCCAUCACUCAUGUCCUGCUCCUGGAUGUGGUUUCCGCCAUCGCAUCAGGUCCGAUUUCUGCUGCUCCAGGGAAAACAGAGCAGCAGAACUGGGUCCCCAUUUACCCUCAUCUUGGCGAGCUCCUGCUACCUCACUCCCAUCCCGAAAGGCACAAAAAGAUGAAGGUCACUCUCACUCGACAUGACAUGGCUGUCACCACGUAUCUUGUCAAUAGCAUCGAUGGGGUCGGACGUGGUGUCCAGGAGCUGCGCAUGCAAGAUGCCGGAGCCCACGUCUGCAAGUUCCCUCGAUCUUCCUCGGAGUCAAGUUUAGAUCAGGGAUCGGAGGCUUUGAUGGACUUUGUUGCUGAGGAGGCCAGGCAGCAGUCGCGAAUGUGA
Messenger RNA from Penicillium diatomitis, 1947 nucleotides. Its product is annotated as mediator of RNA polymerase II transcription subunit 17. Gene Ontology annotation, biological process: regulation of transcription by RNA polymerase II. Bases 1 to 1947 code for a protein of 648 amino acids. Gene Ontology annotation, cellular component: core mediator complex; mediator complex. The record is from RefSeq and is a predicted model, not a curated record. NCBI's taxonomy places the organism in Eukaryota, Fungi, Ascomycota, Eurotiomycetes, Eurotiales, Aspergillaceae. The transcript is spliced from 3 exons. Gene Ontology annotation, molecular function: transcription coregulator activity.